Messenger RNA from Brassica napus (rape), 485 nucleotides. RefSeq lists its product as uncharacterized. The record is from RefSeq and is a predicted model, not a curated record. The transcript has 3 exons. The coding region runs from base 58 to 285 and encodes 75 amino acids. NCBI's taxonomy places the organism in Eukaryota, Viridiplantae, Streptophyta, Magnoliopsida, Brassicales, Brassicaceae.
AUUAAUAUCUGAAUCUUCUUCCUCCGCAACCGAAGAACCCAAAUUUUCGCCGUUGAAAUGGAGAAAGCGACGGAGAAUCCCAAUUCCGAGACGCAACCUCCUCCUCAUCCGAAUCAUCAAAUGGAUGCAGACGAUGACGAUGAGAAUGUGAAACAGCUCAAAGAGUGUUCUUCUCUCUACUUGUCGUUACAGGAUUGUCUCGUUGAUAGCAACAGGGACUGGAAAUCAUGCCAGAAACACGUUCAAGCUUUGAAGGCAUGCCAUGAAAGGAGAACCAAGAAAUGACAAAAGCCACACCUGAUUGGGAAGUGUUGAUUAGUUGAGUUUUGUCUCUGAGAUUAAUGGUUAUUUCGCCGUAAACAAAUAACAGUUGAGUUUUGUCUCUGAUCCUGUCAAGCAGUUGAGUUUUGUGUCUGAGAUUAAUAGUUAUUUCGCCGAAACAAAUAACAGUUAAACAAAUAGCAAUAAUAAAUGCAUUUCAGAAA